CGGAAGUACAGUUUCUAAAUGAGAUUUGACCUCAAGCUCAGGUUUAUUUAUGAGUUUCUGUGGUACCGUUGUUAAACGGUUGUUGUUAUUAAUGAGACUUACGGUCAUGCAGUGGUCGUCCUGAUGGAUCCUAACCUGUUAUACUGGAAAAAUGAAGGGCAGUCUUUCGUCAGUCGACUGCGGAUCUGGGUUGAUCUCCUUGAUCCAAGAUUCCUGCUGGCCUCUGAUGCUGAAAUACAGAAGGCCCACACUCGUCUUGAAAAGCAACAAAAACACAAUGUAACAGUUAAUGAAGGACAUGUGCUGAACCUCUCACUUGCUUCUGUCCACGCUGAUUCUGGACAUGUCCUCCCGUUGAUUUUCCGUCCUCCAGCAUUUUUGCCAGCAUCAGCACCUCUGGUGAUUGCCAGCAUUUUGCCCCACAGAGGUGUGUUGCCAGCUCUCUUUUGGCAGUUUUUGCUGCAGAGUUACAGCGUGGGCUUUAACCAUGUAAACAGAAACUCUUCAUCAGAAAAGAGACAGAAGACUUCUGAGAAGCAGCUUCUGUUGAUGGCUGGAACAAUUUCCUUUUCAACAUGUGCUGGGGCACUCCCUCAAAUUUUCAUCAACAGACUUAAUAUCACAAGUGCACCAGUCCAAACGUUCUUUAGAUCAAUAUUCCCAGUCCCACUGUCAGCUGCUUUGGCCUUCUACAAUGUGUUAUCUAUCAGAAGUAAGGAGUCCAAAUCCGGGAUCCAGGUGUUUGAUUCUGAUGGAAAUCCUGUUGGCUUCUCAAAAACAGCCGGACAAAAGGCUGUGAGGGAAACGGCAUUGUCACGAGCAGCUCUGAUGGGCACUACAGCUGCUGUUCCUAACCUUCUGGUCCUGCUUUUAAAAAGAACACAACUUUUCCAGAGGAACUCGCUGCUGGUGGGUCCGUUUCACUUUCUAAGUGCUGCAGUCGUUCUGGGCUUGAUGAUUCCCACUUCUUUUAGUCUGUUUCCACAAGUGGGAAUGAUAAGUAAAGAGAAUGUGGAAGAGGACCUGAGGGCUACAGCAGUCAACGGACAUUUAUACUACCACAGAGGACUCUGAAGAGUAGCCUUUACUGGAUAUCCAACUGGAAAUGCACGAGUAUGCAACAGCCUCUCUCCCACUUUUCAUGCAAAAUAUUCUUCUUUGUGAAAUUAAAAUUCAGCAAAACA
Molecule: messenger RNA, 1184 nt
Organism: Cheilinus undulatus (humphead wrasse)
Lineage: Eukaryota; Metazoa; Chordata; Actinopteri; Labriformes; Labridae
Gene: sfxn4
Product: sideroflexin 4
Exons: 14
Coding region: 124-1074 (316 amino acids)
Biological process (GO): monoatomic ion transport; mitochondrial transmembrane transport
Cellular component (GO): mitochondrial inner membrane
Molecular function (GO): monoatomic ion transmembrane transporter activity
Source: RefSeq, a predicted model, not a curated record